AUGAGUGGUAAGUUCAAUUUCAUCAAAAAAUUAUAGUUUAAAACCCCAUAUUUUUAUCAUAAAAAAUUUAUCGAUCGAUAAAUUUUUGUGCGUAGCUGCUGUGCUUGCAAUGAUAAGAAAUGUUUCGUUAUUUCUCCAAAUAAUCCUUUUUUUAUUUAUUGAGCAAUAAUUAUUUGUAUUUUUGCAGCAGCUGAAAUUGGUAGUCUGAUAGUUGCUCCAAAUCUCGAUCCGUUGAAAAUGAAUGGUGAAGAUCAACCACAACAUGCUCAGCCUCAACAACAAGACAAAUCGGAUUUGGAUUUAUCAAUGGCGACAACUGCAGCAACACAAUUUGAACCAGAUUUAGAUGCAAUUAAGAUGUUUGUUGGACAGGUUAGUGUUUUAUUUUUGAAAAAAAAAAGAAAAUUUGAGUACUUCUUACUUUUAUUCUACUUCUAUUUUAUUUUAACUAAAUUUAUUUACUGCCUUUUCUCAAAUUCGAUUUAUUCCACUUUCAUUAUCCUUCUCUCUUUUCCUUCGUUGCCAGGAAUUUGCAUUUAAAUUAGAUGUUUUUUCACUCAAAUUCACAAACAAAAGUGAUUAUAUUCACAACAAUCGUACAUGUUUCUUCUUAUUCGAAAAAAAUUGACAAAGGAAAAAUGGGUCAGAAAGACAGAAAGACAGUUCAGUUUUUUGUGUAUUUGUAUUUUGUUUCGUUUCGGUUUAGUGGAAAAGAGAGGAAAAUUGUGUGAUUGUAGUACAAUAAAAGAAAUUGAAAAGACAUUUUCGAAUUACAUUUUUUCCGUACAACAUUCCAAAGUGCAAAAAUCCGAAAAAAAAGUUUAAAAAAAAUUACAUUUUCUAAAUGAAAAACUAGUUCAUGAUAUUUUCAUUUCAAUAAUUUCGAAUUUGCCAGAUUCCUCGCCAUUGGAACGAACCAGAAUGUCGAAAAUUGUUCGAAGCUUUCGGCCCAGUUUAUUCGUGUAAUAUUCUUCGAGAAAAGCCAACGCAAAUCAGCAAAGGAUGUUGUUUCGUCACAUAUUUUCAUCGAAAAGACGCGAUUGAAGCACAAGGUGCACUUCAUAAUAUAAAAACAAUUGAUGGAAUGCAUCAUCCGAUUCAAAUGAAACCAGCUGACGCUGAAAAUCGCAAUGGUUGGUUAACAUUUUUUAAAUAAUGAAUUUUCAACUGAAAUUUCAAAAUUUUGCAGAAAGAAAACUGUUUAUUGGGCAGCUUUCGAAAAAACACGAUGAGGAAGAUUUGCGUCAAAUAUUUUCAAAAUUUGGUCAAAUCGAGGAUGCAAGUGUUCUUCGUGAUGCAGAUGGAAAAUCAAAAGGUAUUUAAUUGAAUUUCGUUGUUCAAAGGUUUUGGCUCCUUUUUCAUGUUGUCCUUGUUUCGGCGCAUGUCUUUUCUCAACAUAUUUUGAACGUGAUUUUUCUCUUAAAAACUGUGUUUAAGGUUGUGCAUUUGUGACGUUCAUCAAUCGAAGUUGCGCUAUGAUUGCCACCAAAGAAAUGCACCAUUCACAAACUAUGGAGGUAUUUAUUUCUUUUUAUUUACAAAUUUCAUUCAUUUAUGUUUCAAUGUUUCAUGUUUUUAUUCUUUGUAUAAUUUUAAGUAAAAGCUGGAUUAGAUCAUAUUGUUGGGAUAGUUUUAUUUUAAAGGCGGCUGGUUCGGAAAAAUCAUUUUCAAAUCUACCGCUUUUCAAUGAGAAAAUUUCGGAUCAAAAACCAAUUAUUGUGCAAGUGCCUUUAAAAAAUGCAGAUUAUGAGUAUUUAUUAAAAUUUUCAGAAAAAAGUGUUUAUUUUUCUGAAAGUUACAAGCUUUUUUGUCAAAAUUUUAGAAUUUGCUCAUAAUCUACAUUUCUGGACCAUUUUAUUGAAUUCUACAAAUCAUCAUCAUUGUUUCUAGGGUUGCGCUGCUCCACUUGUUGUCAAAUUCGCCGAUACACAAAAAGAUAAAGAUGUGAAGACAUCGAAAAAUGGAAGUAUUCAAAAUUCAUCUGGAUCACCUGGUCUAUUAGGAGCUCUGAAUCCCGGAUUGUUACAACAGGUUAGUUGAAUUCGCCAAUAUUUUUUAACAACACCAACAAUUAUUUGUUACUAAUACAGCUUGGUGGCGCGGCUGGCGGACAAAAUAUUCAAGCGGUCGCUUCUCUUUUAUCAUUAUUAGGAGCAGGAGGUCAACAAGGUGGAGCUGCGAUUAAUCAACAAGGAAAUGUUUUAGGAUUAUUAGGAAGUGGUUGGUUUUUAUUUUAUUUGUGUUAUUCUCUAGUUAAAUUUGAAAAACAUUCAAACAUGGAAUUGUAGUUUUAUCGGCUCUUGGAAAAUUGACUGAAAAUGAAGAAACUCCCUCAUCUUCUUGUGCAGUUUCAAAUUCGAAUAAAAAAGAAUGUUCUUCUUCUUCCACUUCACAAGGGGUUCCAACAUCAAAUUCAAACAGCAUAGGUUCGAUUGAAUGUUGUGAUUGAUUUCCUUUUGAUUGAAAAACUUAGCAUGGUGUGAUAUGGCUUUAGAUGAUUUUUCGGUUAUUCACAAAAAAAUUUUGAAAUUGGGGUGAAACUAUUUUUUUUCUACGAAAAACAGGUUUUUGAGUUUUUCUAACCUUUAGCAUGAGUUUUGUGUGAUUCAGGCCUGUGGAGGAAAAAUUCCGGACUCACGGAAAAUUCGGAAUCUCAGAAGUUUUGAGACCCGAAAUUCAGAUUUUCCGGCUUCCACCUUUUUCCGUCGCAGGCCUAGUGUGAUUUAUCAUAAAUUAUUAAAAUUUCAAUAAUUUUUUCCACAUUUAGCUCAUCAAUUUAUCCCCCAACAACCAACACAUUUGGAUGCUUUGAUGGCACAACAAAUUGCUCAACAAAAUCAGAUUCUUGCACUUCAAGGUUUUGCAGUUCAACAACAACAGCAACAACAGCAACAGCAGCAAAGUGUGCAACAUCAAGCUGGUAAUUUUUUCUUUCCAUUUUUUUUUUCGAAACCUUCACCAAAUGUGUUAUUUGUUGUGUUCUGCACGAAUUCUCCAUUUUUCAUAUCGCUUCUAACCCUUUUCAGCUUUUCCGCAUCGCUCAUAUUCAUCAAUUGGUGGUUCACCGGAUUCAUCUUCGAAUUCUUCAACAUCUGGCACAAAUAUGAAUGGGACUGAUGAUUGGUAUUUAUAUCAGCAGCAGCAGCAGAAACUUGCAGUUGCACAAGCUGUUGCACAACAACAACAAGUUAAUAAUUCACUCGCUAUUCUCAAUGCCGCUUACGGUAUGCAUGGUUUUUUAUCCCUAAAAAGCUUACCCUUUGAAAUAUCAUAACCGCAUGUUCCCUUUAUCCUACUGUUCUUCUUAGAUUUCAUCUUUUAUGUUUGAAGGUUACCCGGGAGGUCUUGCUGGAGCUAAAACAACGUCACCAGUUGCUGCCACCCUUCCACCACACACAUCGCUAACUUUGGCACCGUAUCCUGGUGCAGUUAUUGAUCCAUAUCAAGCGGCGGCUGCGGCUGCUCUUCAUCAACAACAAAAUCCAUAUGCAUGUGAGUUUUUUGGGGGGGUUGAAUAUUUAAAAAAAAAUUAAUUUGAUUUCAAAAUCUCAUUCCAUGAAACUUUCAGCCAUUUUUUUUUUUGAAAAAUCAACAAAUUUUAUUUCAAAUAAAAAGUUUCCUGGAGGUUUGGGUAUUAAAAAUAGACUGUAGCCGGAAACUUGAAAAAUUAUCACAGAAUUAAAUUUCACAAAUUUAGAACCUGAAAUAACCGGGAAACUUCGAAAAUUGUAUUUUCAACAAAAACCGAAAUUUUGAUUUUCGUUGAAAAAAUUCAACAAAAACCGAAAUUUUGUUUGAACAUUUUAUUUAAAAAAAAAUUUCAACGCUAAAUUUUCUGGAAUAAUUUUCUGAACGACUUAUGUCUGUACUAAUUUUUUCCUACCGACUUAAAAUUUCUAAUUUUUUCCAGUGCUUGCCAAUUUACAAACUGCAAACACCGUAGCCGCCGCUGCCGCCAAUUCAAUUGUUGGAAACGGUGAUGUCAAAGGACCUGAUGGAUCGAACCUAUUUAUUUAUCAUCUUCCUCAAGAUUUUGGUGAUGCUGAUUUGUUGAAUACUUUUGCACCAUUUGGAAGUGUUCUUUCAGCCAAAGUGUUUAUUGAUAAAGUGACGAAUUUAUCGAAAUGUUUUGGUAUGUUUUUUUUCAUAAAAAUAAUUUUUUUUCGAAAAUUCAAAUUUGUAGGUUUUGUUUCGUUUGAUAAUCCAACAUCUGCUGCAAACGCGAUUCAAGCAAUGAAUGGUUUUCAAAUCGGGUCGAAACGUCUAAAAGUGCAAUUGAAAGUGGAUCGAGGAAAUCCAUAUAAUCGUUAG
Molecule: messenger RNA, 4311 nt
Organism: Caenorhabditis angaria
Lineage: Eukaryota; Metazoa; Nematoda; Chromadorea; Rhabditida; Rhabditidae
Source: the annotation of a GenBank genome assembly